AUGCAACAAACUUAUUCUGUCUCGGUGGAGAAAUAUAGUGAAAAAAACUUGAUGGAGAGUUUUCGCGAUAUUCUUACUGAUUGUCUUCCUAAUACUUCACCAAUUCCGGAUGUAUCACAGGAACUCGUUAUUUGGGCAAAAUUUGAAAAGUUAUCCGGCCCAGCUAUUGAUAAAGUUACCUUCCUUCUCGCGAUUAGCACUAAUCGUGGUUUCUAUAUCUGGGCCAUUUUGAACAAUGGCCAAGCUACUUUACUUCUUUCUCGAGUUGGUCUUUAUGCUCUCGCUGCGAAACUUCUAACUCCCCCUCAUUCUGAAUACGUGGACUACAUCCAGGAAUCGCGUCCAAUAGUUGCUAUUUGCAGCGAACAAAAUGUAAAUCAAUGGAAGGUCUUUUUCACUUCCCUUUUAUCUGGUGACAUUGUGUCAAAUUAUACAUCUCCUUCCUAUAUCUCCUCCAUGGAUGCUAAUCGUCGAUUUGUAUUAAUCUAUCGAGUGGAUUGCGUUUCCGUGCUGUCUGCUCAUACCUUACUAGAGCUAUUUACAAUUGGAAAUGUGAAAACUCCCCCCAAAUCCUUGUACGUCAAUUGUCUUCCGGCUGCUUUGGGUCCUCGUUGGUUAGCCUUUCCGGACACUAGGCCCAUUUACCAUCAUAUGUCACGUUGCGGUGAUGCCAGUGAUGAUUCCUCUAAGCCUGUGGCAACGACAGUUCUCAACGUGAAUAAACGUUUCUGGGGUGGUUUAUCAGCCCUGGCUAACACCGUGUCUAUGGGUGGAACUAGUAACUACGGCCGUAGCUCUUUACCAGGUGACCAUCAGGGUAGUGAUUCAACAGACGAUACGGCUGAAGGUUCGUCGGCUAGUUACGUCUCUGUUGUGGAUUUAGUUCAUCUCUCUGAAAACUUCAGCAUCUUCGAAAAUUAUAAAUGUCUAACAUCACCUGCUUCGCAAGCUGAUUCAGAUGAAGAACUUCGACAAUUGGAAGUAAAACUUCAGCAACAAAGGUGUCUGUUGGGAAGUAUUGCAGCAACAUCAGUCUAUCCAGUUCUGCAACACCCACAUGUCUGUUCCACGUUGAAGCAACACCCUUGUCAGCAUUGUCAGCAGCGUUUGAGACAGCAACAACAGGAACGCCAGACUUCUCUUAGGCAGAAAAAUGUCAUGCCUUCAGAGGAAUUACUCCUAUCUCACAAGAAUGCCUCGAUUAAUGUUCAUGACUUCGCUGACAAUGGCGCGUUGGUGGCUCAUUUCUUGGUAAGUAGUAGUAUAGAAAUUUAA
Molecule: messenger RNA, 1275 nt
Organism: Rodentolepis nana
Lineage: Eukaryota; Metazoa; Platyhelminthes; Cestoda; Cyclophyllidea; Hymenolepididae
Source: the annotation of a GenBank genome assembly